UACAAAUCUCAGGCGCUCUUGAGGCACGCACACACGCACACGCAAAGCACACCGGUGAUCGAUGAUCAGCCAGAUGAACUCUGAAAAUGUUGUUGGUUUCUUCAGAGGCAGGAGCAUCCUGAUCACUGGCUCAACCGGGUUCCUCGGCAAAGUGCUUGUGGAGAAGAUUCUGAGGGUUCAGCCUCAUGUCAAGAAGCUGUACCUCCUGGUGCGAGCAAACGGCGUUGAAUCCGCCACACGCCGGGUUCAAAAUGAGGUGACAGGGAAGGAGAUCUUUCAGGUUCUAAAAGAAAAAUAUGCUGGUGGGUUCGAAGAUUUUAUCCAGGAAAAGGUUUGUCCUUUGGCAGGAGACAUAAUCUAUGAGGACUUGGGUCUAGAGUCUGCCAAAUUGACAGAAUUGUCCAAGGAAGUCGACAUCAUCGUCAACGGUGCAGCAACUACUAAUUUUUAUGAAAGAUAUGAUGUGGCUUUUGACUCGAAUGUCAUGGGAGCGAAGAACAUAUGUGAAUUCGCAAAGAAGUGUACAAAACUGAAGAUGCUCCUCCAUGUUUCAACUGCCUAUGUAUCCGGAGAACAGGAGGGACUGAUACUAGAGAAACCAUUCUUGAUGGGUCAAGCGCUGAGCGAAGGCACACAGUUGGAUAUCACAUCCGAGCUAAAUCUGAUCAAGGAGACCAGGAGAGAUUUGAAAGCUAACUGUUGUCCAGAGAAAACUGAGAAGAGAACCAUGAAGGAGCUUGGGCUCAAGAGGGCUAGGCAUUUUGGGUGGCCAAACACGUACGUUUUCACCAAAGCAAUGGGGGAGAUGCUGCUCGGCCACCUCCGCGGUCACCUCCCGGUGGUGAUCAUCCGCCCAAGCAUCAUAACCAGUAUCCUCAAGGAGCCAUUGCCGGGAUGGACGGAAGGAAUCAGGACGAUCGACUCGGUGAUCAUCGGUUACGCCAAGCAGGCGUUGCCCUUCUUUCUCGUCAAUCUCGAUCUAAUAAUGGACGUGAUACCGGGGGACAUGGUGGUGAACGCCAUGAUGGUGGCAACGGCGGCGCACUCGGAGCAGCCGACGCAGACCGUCUACCACAUGACGUCGUCGCUGCGGAACCCGGCGCCGUACGCGGUCCUUGCGGACACCGGCCACCGCUACUUCUUCGCCAACCCGCCGCGCAUGGGGAAGAAGGGCGAGCGCGCCCGGCUGCGCAGGAUGCGGUUCUUCGGCACGGUGGCUAGGUUCCGCACCCACAUGGCCAUCAACUACAAGCUACCCCUCGAGAUACUUCGCUGGGUGAACAUUGCGCUGUGCGGCAUGUUGUCACGACGCUACGAGGAGAUGAGCAGGAAGUACAGGUUCAUCAUGCAUCUGGUGGAGCUCUACGCGCCCUACACCUUGUUCAAAGGCUGCUUCGACGACAUCAACACGGAGAAACUGAGGAUUGCGAUGAAGAUGCAGGAGGAGAAACAUGAUGGCAGACACUAUUUCGAUUUUGACCCCAAGUCGAUUGAUUGGGAGGAGUAUUUCUACAGGGUGCACAUCCCCGGUGUAGUCAAGUACCUGUGUGACUAAGUACGUAGCUGUUGAUUUUUUUAUUAUUAUAAAAAGUAAGAAUACUCGGUAGGUAUAUAUUGGUUGCUGUCUUUAUUCAGUAUGAUUGAUGUUUGGUAAGUGAUUGGCGAUUCAUUAUUGGGCAGAAGUGCAAAACAAUAGCUUUUGUUAGUCCAGUGGCUCAUUGGUGUUCUAUUGUGGCAAUGGAUAACUUGAUUGUGUUAUGCUACUAGGCCCAAAAUAUGAUGAAUUCGACAAUCAAAAUUGAGAUGGUGAUAUUGAAUUGGAACAGGAAUAGAUCAUUCCUUUUCGGUUUCAUUCUUUACUGCCAACAUGACCCAGGGACCAGGUCAGUCUGGUUGAGUUGAUGCCCAACGAGAGAGGCAAACGGCAGCUAUGGCAGACGAGGAACAGAGUUCACUCCACUGGCCUGCUCUGUUCUGCUCGUUAUUGCUAGAAGGAAAAUUUUCUUUUUUACCUUAUUUAUCUACAGGACAACUCUAAUUCACGUCUCUCAAG
Molecule: messenger RNA, 2053 nt
Organism: Oryza brachyantha (malo sina)
Lineage: Eukaryota; Viridiplantae; Streptophyta; Magnoliopsida; Poales; Poaceae
Product: putative fatty acyl-CoA reductase 7
Exons: 10
Coding region: 62-1555 (497 amino acids)
Biological process (GO): suberin biosynthetic process; long-chain fatty-acyl-CoA metabolic process
Cellular component (GO): intracellular membrane-bounded organelle
Molecular function (GO): alcohol-forming very long-chain fatty acyl-CoA reductase (NADP+) activity
Source: RefSeq, a predicted model, not a curated record